UGCUAUUUGAACAUUUCAUCUGUAAAGAUGGCUUGUUAAACAGGAUAUAUGCUUUCAAUUAUGGCUAUCUGGAGAAGACAAACAAGCCAACAAAUAUAAAUUUUGAAUCUGGAGGACAUGGGGUUAAAUGCAUCACAAACACUGUUUGAUAAACAUUCCUUUAAUAUUUGGUGACCUGGUACUAGACUAUUAUUUAACCUCUUAAGCUCCAAGCCUAUUUUACCAUUUUCCGCCUGAAAUUACAUACUCACAUUUGAAGGCUUAUCACUCUAAUAUUAAAUAACUCAGAGUCAAAUCUAUGAAUUAAUAUUACUUAACAGCCUUUACACAAUUCAUUUAAGACACUUUAAUUAUUCAAUUGAACAUGUAAUGGCCAAAAUAUGGUAAAAAAACAGGAACAUUUUUAGGCGCUUUUCAGAUUUUCUAUUUUUUUUUUUAUUUCAGACAUAUAAAAUUAACUAUUUAUAUGGAUGAAGGGUUUUACUAGCUAACAUUGUAAAAUUUGUCCGAUAUAGCCAUAACAUUUUGGUGAUUUUAGGACUUACUGUGGCCGAGAUAUUUAGCUUUAUUUGCGUCAGUGCGUUUAUAAGGGCCAGCGUUUGGUUAGAGAGUUAGGAGGUGUGUUAACCAAAGUGUCUAUGUUAACAAAAGUGUAUAUUUCAUGUUUUUGAAUUAAAACUAAUUUUGUCUUUUAAAAAGAUUAAAACCCAAUCUUACAAAUUUUAGAGUACCUCCCUCCUCCAUCAGCAGCCUCGUAAGGACACUUUAGGGACCCAUCAGCUAUUCACAUGUUAAGCACUUGAGGUGCAUAGCUCCCCAUUCAAAAUGUAACGAAAAAAAUACCCCGACCUAGGUAUUUCUCGGUAUAAGUAGGUUUAUUAGACAGACAGACAUUUUGGGCUUUCUAAAACCUUUGGUUGGGGAGUUAGGGUAUUCAUUCACCAAAUGGUCUCUGUUCACAAAAGAGUAUAUUUUAAGUUUUUGAAUAAUGGUAAAUAUGUAUUUCUCGGUAUGUGUAGGUUUAUAUGGGCGACUAGACGGACAGAUUGACACAUUUUGGCAUUUCUAAAACCUUUGGUUGGGGAGUUAGGAGGUGUGUUAACCAAGAAGCUCUGACUGGAGGAACAGACUGCUGAAUCUCCGCUGCUGAUCCAGGAACACACCGCUGAAGCUACACUGCCGACUGCUUGUUCUCCGUUGCUGAUCAAGGAUCAAGAAGCUCUGAUGGCUCCCUGUCCAGUUUGCAAGAAGAUGCUGUCCUCCAUCUCUGCGCACCUUUCCACAGUACAUCACGUGGAAAACGUAGAGGAGAAGAAGAUCCUGAUUCAGCUGGCGAAUCAGAAAGUGUCGAUCCUGACAUCUCCGUGUCCUGUUCCGGGAUGUGGGUAUCAGAAGACUCGUCUUGACCGCCAUCUGACCAACUGCCAUCGGGACCUGUCCGACCAGGCCAGGGAGAGAUGCAUCCAGACGGCACAGAGGAUAAAAGCCAUUACUCUCCUGAGAGAGUUGAGGGCUAGCAGUCCGAACGUGCCCAUGGCCACUCGCUUGGACUUGGCUGCUGCUGACGAAUCUUCAACGCCUGACUACGACCAAGUACUCGAGUUAGCGAAAUCUGGCGUCCUCGAUAUCAGCCGUAGACUGAGAAUGGGACAACAGGUGGAAGAGAGUCAGCAGACACUGUUCCGGUACGUCUGUGAGGCGAUACUCCUGAAGGAGCAUCAACUGGCACAGAGUGCUGUGCUGAACUUCAAGGUAGAGCAUUGGGUUUCUCGAACCCCAUCAACCAGUGGCAUUUUCCUUGAACACUUUGACAUCAGCCUGACUCCCCAACAUGAAGAGUGGCUGGAGAUGUACUUCGCUCACAUCAGGUCAUGGAGUGUCAAAAAGUCCAGUCCCGAUGUUCAUGAUGGAGGCAUCUUUUUUCUGAGCCAGAAAGGAGUUCCUGUGGUGAAUCUACCUAAUGAUAUGAAGCGGCUAUGGGAACUGUAUCCACAGGCUUCAGGGACCGACCUGCCAGCAGUUGCCCCAGUUGCCCCCCUGCCAGCAGUUGCCCCUGCCAGCAGUUGCCAGCCGAGCUCUGCUGCAGGUUCUGAAGAGGGGGAUGAUGAGCAGCCUUCCUGCUCAGACGCUGUGGGACAGGCAACUGGACAGCCACAGGCUCCGAAGAGGGACCACUCCCCUUCAUCCUCUUCGAUUGCAAGGAAGCGGAGGGCUAAGUCCACCUGGCUUAGUUUUCUUGACCUGUUUCCGGUGACUGUUCAUGCCACGACACCCACAUGUGAGGAAAUUGUCGGCGGUGGAUUUGAUCGUGAAUCCUUCCGUUACUUUCACAACAAAUGGAGGACAGUCCAGCGGGAACAGCGCAUCCAGUAUAUCUUGGAUAAGUGCAAGUUCAGGAACCGCCCCUCAGAGGCCAGGGUAUACAAUCGGCUCCGUGCUGAGAACUGGUCGGCCAACUGUCCAAGCGCCAUGGAUGUGGUCAAGUCUUGGCUCCCCGUAAAGGACCACAUCAAGAGUCCAGACAUUAUCCGCCGUAUUCAGGAACAGUCUUGGAAAGGACUUUGCCUGAAAGACUUUGGGCCACCAAAGAACAAAGGGGUGAUUGCGACAAUGCCCUUUUCCAAGGGAGAGGUGGUCUGCGACUACCAUGGAGAGUACGUCACCCAAGAAGAAGGGAAUCGGAGAAUGCAACAGCUUUUCGACGAAGCCUGUUACGUCUUCUUCUUUGCGGGACGUGGGGAAAAGGUCUGCAUAGACGCCCAACAUUCUCCAUGCCAGUGUCACCCACACCAGGACACGUUUGGUCGUUGGAUGAACCAUUCACGGAGAAGUCCAAAUGUGAAGCCACACGUGUUCAAACUCCCACUCACAGAGGGAACAAGAUGGCAUCCCAUUUUCCUCGCGCUAACGGACAUUCAGGUCAACGAGGAACUACUUUGGGACUACGGUGUUCUCAGUGACGAGGGACUUGGAGGCGAAACUGUUGGACUGGACUGGCUGAAUACUUGAAUUCCUGGACAACAACCUACCCCUCUGCCAUCUCAUACGAACUCACUGCACGCGGCACUUUACUUCACCCUGCACCACAACUCAUUCUGUACCUGUACUGUCGCCUACUAGACUUCACACACACACACACACACACACUGUAGAUUAUUUGCACAUGCAUAUAGCAUUUAUAAUGACAAAUUGAAUUGUGCAGUUUUUCAUUUUUAAUAAAUUGGUCAAACUAUCAAGUCA
Molecule: messenger RNA, 3240 nt
Organism: Astyanax mexicanus (Mexican tetra)
Lineage: Eukaryota; Metazoa; Chordata; Actinopteri; Characiformes; Acestrorhamphidae
Exons: 10
Coding region: 1225-3009 (594 amino acids)
Molecular function (GO): protein binding
Source: RefSeq, a predicted model, not a curated record